AUGGGAGGUUCGGAUCGGUCACGACACCAAGUAACCUCAAAAUGGAAAGACCUCCAAAACAAAUGUAAUGCUUUCAAAUCCAUCUAUAACCGUAAGAUGAAUAGUGUGGCUAGCGGGAUAUCUGAGGCUGAUGCUUUACAUUCUUCACUAAGAGAGUAUCAGAGGAGUAUUAAUCAGAAAGCUUUUCCUCAUCAGCAAACAUGGGAUUGGUUUAAAGACAAUGCGAAAUGGCCAUUGGUUACAAAAGCUGGUGAAGACUCCCCGCCUCUUUCUUCAAAACGAACCAAAACAUCUUCAUCCAAUGCCCACACAACAUCUUCCGAUGCACAGUAUCAUCCUGGAUUCUCCCAACAACAUGAAUAG
Messenger RNA from Lactuca virosa, 363 nucleotides. The record is from the annotation of a GenBank genome assembly. Lineage: Eukaryota; Viridiplantae; Streptophyta; Magnoliopsida; Asterales; Asteraceae.